AUUUCUUAUUUGUUGUUUUAUGUGCCAUCACUAAACUUGUUAGUUUUCAUGUGUGCCCACGUUUCAUCUGUCACGUACCGGGGCAUGUCGUUGGUCGGUGGAGACAGUCAACACCCAGAUAGAUUUCAGAACUUUCACAGAAUCUAAGUUUUCACCUCGUGAAGAGCUGUGUCCCGCGGUGCUUGUUGUUCACACAAACGGCUCAUCUGCUAAAAGGUGCCACUGUGUGAUGGGGGGAGUGGCUGCAAUUUCAAAAAAAUAGGCAACAUUUCAACAUGACUAACAGCUUUCCGUAUGAGCUCCCAUGCAGCCUAUGUGUUUCCUCCGCGGUGGAGGGGGGCUGGUAUUCUCUGACCUAAGCGGUCACGCCGUGGCUGAUUGCGGCUGACGUCAGGGGAGGAGUUUAAUUACCACUAAUUUGGCUGUCAUCUGCCGAAGCCUUGAGAUUCUCAAGAUACGUUCAUGCAGUCCCGUGGACCAGGGCGCCAAUCCCGGCACACAGCAAGUCGUCCCACAUGACGUCAGCUACUACGGACCCCUAACAGAGUUUUCCUUAAGAAAGAAGCUGACGUGAAGUCAAACAUGGUGGCUGGAGGCGGAGGCACUUUGCUGUUAAUAGGGUCCUAGUGUUGGACCGACUUAGCCUGGCUUCCUGGAUCCUCUCCUGUGUGUCUUCUUCCAGGCUCCAGCUGCCCUCCAAACCCCUUCCAACAGCUCAUCAUUAUUCCCUGAAGAAACCAUUUGCGAUUCCUUCAGUUCACCACACAGGACAAAUGCUCCUCAUUUUAUACCUUUGAUAACAUUUACGGUAUCUAUCCCAAUUCUUUUUUAAUAUCAUUUUUUUCUUUGACCAGUUUUUGAGCCGACUUGUUUUCCUGCUCAGCCUUUGGUCCGGUGCCAUUGGGCCGACCCUGCAGCGAUCCGCCCUACCCUGAGUGUCAGUCGUACCCUGGACCGAGGGCGCUCCGCCACAACACACCAUGUGGUCCAACUUCUUUGUGCAACAGGAUGAGGACGGCCGCAUGGGGGUGGCGGGCGGCGGCGGUCUGGGGGUCGCAGGGGGGGUCAAAGGUGUGCGGGGGGGUCCGAGGCGUCAGAAGAUGAGCGACAGCCUGGAGGGAAAGAUCAAGCUGGCCUUCUUCCUGUCCAUCGUGGGUGUGACUAUGGCGGUGCUGGGCGUCGGCACAGAGUUCUGGGCGGAGCUGGCGCAGCCCAAGUACCUCAUGAACAACCAGACGUGCCAGGUGGCGCACUAUGGCCUGUGGAAGGGCUGCGUGAAGACGCUGCCUCUGGACCAAAUUGACCUGGAGAGGCCCACCUGCGGGCCCACCGAGCUCCGCGGAGAAACAAACUGCACUUACUUCAAAUUCUUCACGUCUGGUGAGAAUGCGGUCAUAUUCAAGAAGACAACAAACAGUCUCAAUUUAGCGGCGGCCAUCUUGGCUCUGCUGAGCCUGGCCAUGAUGGCGAUGGGCUCCAUCUGCAUCGUCAUGUCCCUGAGCAAAGGAGUCCAGUUCUUCCUGAAGCCGGCGUCCUUCUGCUUCGCCCUGUCAGGUGUACUGGUCCUCAUCUCCGUGCUGGUGUUCCACCAUUCGGUGCUGGGCCUCCUCGACUCCAACGACUCUGUGCCCGUGACCUAUGAACUCUCCUGGUCUGUGGGCUGCGUGGGCUCGGCGGGGGGUAUCCUCAUGGUGGGAGGCCUCUUCUUCCUCCUCCUCUCCGUCCCCUGCAGCCCCUGGGAGAGGUGCCUGCCACAGCAGGGCAGCAGCACCUAGUCCUCGGGGGCGGAGGUCCCUCCAUGUGCUAUUGUUCUGGGGAAGGUGCAUGGGGGCGGGGAUGCGGUGUAGGAGGGAUGGGGUUG
This is a messenger RNA of Gadus morhua (Atlantic cod), 1861 nucleotides long. It is a transcript of the gene cacng6b, whose product is annotated as calcium channel, voltage-dependent, gamma subunit 6b. Gene Ontology annotation, molecular function: voltage-gated calcium channel activity; calcium channel regulator activity. The record is from RefSeq and is a predicted model, not a curated record. Bases 981 to 1775 code for a protein of 264 amino acids. The transcript has 5 exons. Lineage: Eukaryota; Metazoa; Chordata; Actinopteri; Gadiformes; Gadidae. Gene Ontology annotation, cellular component: membrane; L-type voltage-gated calcium channel complex. Gene Ontology annotation, biological process: regulation of calcium ion transmembrane transport via high voltage-gated calcium channel; calcium ion transmembrane transport.